UUGUGUUUGGACACCUAGAGAUCGAGCCCACAUUAGACCUGAAAGCUCCUCAUCCUUAUCGCGUUAUGUCCCAAAGCUUGGAUGCUGCCGAUGGGGAGUCCCAGCCCGCUCCGAUGAUCGCAGUGCAGGAUCUCUCUAAUCCACUGGGACAGCCUCUGCCAUGCUCUCAGGCCCACGCCAACACCUGUGCAGGCACCGAGCAGGCAGCAUCCAUGGCGGAUGAAACCUCUCCAUCCUCAUCCAGCUCCUUUGAGAUGAUCGACAUGGAUGCGGUUCCACCCGAGUAUGAGCCGGUGCAGCCCCACUGGUUCUACUGCCGGCGGGCGGACGCCAGGGACUCCUGGCUCCCCUUCAGCAGAGAGGACUCUCAGAAGCUAGAGAGCGCAUACAAGUCAGCUGCAAGGGAGGAGGUGGUGGUGGCCACGGAAGGGGAGCGCUAUGACAUCAAGCUAAGGGAAAGGAUGCGCUACGCAGUCUACUGGGAGCAGGCCCCAUCGGAGGUGCGGCGGUGCACCUGGUUCUACAAAGGGGACAAGGACAGCCGCUACAUGCCCUAUCCCGAGGACUUCAGUGACUCCCUGGAGGAGGCCUACAUGAUCGCUGUGACUCUGGAUGAAUGGAAGAGAAAGCUGGACUUUCCCACUGGGGAAACAGUCAUCUUACACAACCCGAAGCUGAUCAUGCAGUACCAGCCAGUUUCAAUGCAGGACGAGUGGGUGUCCUCGCCCUCAGAACAGACUCGGCCACGCACUGUCAAGAGGGGCAUUGAGAACAUUGCCGUGGAGAUCCCCGAUGGGGAGCCGGAGACGGUGGACCACCUGGUGUUCAUGGUGCACGGCAUUGGGCCCGCCUGCGACCUCCGGUUCCGGAGCAUCAUCCAGUGUGUGAAUGACUUCAGGAGUGCCUCUCUCAGUCUGUUAAACACGCACUUCAAAAAGGCCCAGGACGAGAGGAAGAUCGGGCGGGUGGAAUUCCUCCCCGUCAACUGGCACAGCGCGCUGCACGGGGAUGCUACCGGAGUGGAUGAGGACAUCCAGAGGAUCACUCUCCCCAGCAUCAGCCGCCUGCGCCACUUCACCAACGACACCCUGCUGGACCUCUUCUUCUACAACAGCCCCACUUACUGCCAGACCAUCGUCGACACGGUGGCCUCCGAGGUCAACCGCCUCUACCACCUGUUCCGGCAGAGACACCCGUGCUUCAGAGGGGCGGUGUCAGUGGCCGGGCACAGCCUGGGCUCCCUCAUCCUCUUCGACCUCCUGACAAAUCAGAGACCAAAUUCAGGAGAUGCAGGCUGUCAGGAGGGGACAACCAAUGGUGAUGCAGGUCCCCCUGACUUUAAGAGUCUAGAGGAAGCUCUUGAGAGGAUGGGCUUGGAGAGCUACCUCACUGUACUGAAAAAUGAACAGUUAGACCUGGAUUCUCUGGCUCUGUGCUCAGAGAAUGAUCUGAAGGAGCUGGGAAUACCGCUGGGACCCCGAAAGAAGAUUUUAAGUUUCAUAAGGAAGAGAAGGCUCCUGGAGGAGUACAGGGCAGGAACCCCGCUCCUGGCUCCGGGCCUGCAGGCGGGCAGAGAGGAUGUGGGGCCCGCCGGCUCGGAUGCGCAGGGGAGCAGCCAGCGGAACACUUUCCUCCGGGCCCUCUCCACCACCAGCGCGGUGGACUACGAGUACUUUGAUGUAGGAAUCGGGCAGCCGAACCGGGGCAUAGCCAUGGGGCAGGUGUCCAUCAACUACCCCCAGCUGGCCUUCCACCCCCAGACCUUCUUCGCCUUUGGUUCACCCAUAGGAAUGUUUCUCACAGUCCGUGGCCUGAAGCGCAUCGACCCCAACUACACCUUCCCCACCUGCAAGAGCUUCUAUAACAUCUACCACCCGUUCGACCCAGUGGCAUACAGGAUCGAGCCCAUGAUCGUGUCUGAUGUCGAGAUCGAGCCCAUGCUGAUUCCCCACCACAAGGGCAGGAAGAGGAUGCACCUUGAGCUAAAGGAUAGCCUGACUCGGAUGAGCACUGACCUGAAGAACAAUGUCCUGGGCUCCCUGCGCACUGCCUGGCAGUCCUUCUCGAGGCUACCCAUUGCUGCGCUGCCCCCCGUUGUUGAGGGAGAAAGCACAACAGCUGAGUCGCCCCCAGAGGACACAGAGGCCGGGAAAGAAACAGUUAAAAGGAAAGAGUGUAAGCCUGAUUUUUGGAAAAAAAUACUGGAGUGGCCCAGAGUAAUUAAUUUGAAUUACUUCCAAGGUAAGCCAGGUAACCCGUCGGAUAACGUUAGCGGUUGUUAUGCUUUUCCACUGUUGUGCUUUCUCUUCUGCACACUGGAAAUGCUUUAUUUAAGAAGAAUCUUACUUUUGGCAGGGCAGAAAGUAAAGCUGCUAGCAAUAAUGGACUCGUUCUUGCCUUUUAACAAUGUGCAAUAUUGGGCUUAUGUCUUGGAAAAUUAAUUAGGUAUUGUUUACUUGCUCUGAGAAAAGCUGUUCAAAUAGAAAUUCUCUAGUGCGGUGCGAUCGUAAUGCACUGAAAUUUAAUAACAGACUCUAAGAGAGACCGACUAAAUUAACUGGAAAAGGUUUUCAGAGAACAAAUAAAAACAGAUCAGGAAUGGGCAGCUGAUAAAAGUCUGCCCUGUUGUACAAAGUGCCCACUCCAUGGUACAUAUUUUGUUUAAUGUGUUUGAUUAUAAAAUACUUAUGAAGUUAAUGCUUAGGCCGAAUCAGUUCCAUUUUGCUCCCUUAAAUAAAGUAUAGUUUCAUUUUAGUCAGAACAGUGCUUUGUUGCAAAAAUGGCUUGCGCUUCAUUGUAGCUUGUUUUCCUCUCUUUCUUGAUCCCAUAUGGGACAAGAAUUUUCUGUGUGUCCAUUACGAUGUAAGUUGCGCAGACUGUGUACAAGACACUCUUGGACUUUCUAACCCACGUGCGUAGACUAUUUCUGAGCCUGAACCUGAGUACAGGGGAGCGCUCUCACAGAAAUGUCUGCUGGUAGUUUCUGGUUUCCCCUACACCCUCAUGAGCUCUGAUGUUGUGCCUCUUGCCUUCGGUGGUGUCUGUGUGCUGCUGUUUGCUUCCUGCAUGCCGUGUCUCUGAUAACAAGCGCUCAUGCACCUCUGCUGCAGAAUGCAUGCGCUCAGCUGAGCUAACCUCUCUGUGCUGUGAUGGAUGCAGGAUAUGGUGUGGGCCUUCACUGAUUGUCAGUUUAUUUGCUAGACAGCACAUGAGCGAAACGGACUGUUCGCAUUCUAAGGCCCCGGACAACAUAGAAACAUAAUAAUGGACGCUGAAUUCAGUGUUUGGUUUGAAACUACUUAUUUCUGAUGGUCUGCUCUGGCACUGAAAUUAUUAAGGAAGAAAGCUGAUAUCCUCUGUACUCAAAACACUGUUAAAAUAGAGCCAAAACCAUAACAAGCUUCACACUGAAUAGUACUCUUGCCAGAGAUAUAUAGGAACUGCAUAAAUCCUCAGAGAAACUGUAAAGUUUUCUGAAUGUAUGAAGUCAGACUGAAGCCCUGCCCAGCCCCCACCUCUCCCUCUGUGAUUGGUCUCACUGGACCACUCCUUUUCU
Molecule: messenger RNA, 3556 nt
Organism: Megalops cyprinoides (Indo-Pacific tarpon)
Lineage: Eukaryota; Metazoa; Chordata; Actinopteri; Elopiformes; Megalopidae
Product: phospholipase DDHD2-like
Exons: 17
Coding region: 66-2441 (791 amino acids)
Cellular component (GO): COPII-coated ER to Golgi transport vesicle
Molecular function (GO): protein binding; triacylglycerol lipase activity; metal ion binding
Source: RefSeq, a predicted model, not a curated record